CCCAAGUGGGAGGGAGAGGGAGAGCUUUGCGAUGGCGGCACAGGCCACAGAGAAGCUAGCGAGGCCAACGGCGAGGCUGGUGAGGGAGGCUCUCUACCGUAGGCUGUUCAAGGGAGGGACCUCUGAGAGGAGCGUUGGUGGGGAGAUCAACAAGUGGCUGAAAGAUUCCAGGCGUUUCAAGAAAUGGGACGUCGGCAAAUCCGUGAAGGAUCUCAGGAAACGCAAACUAUUCAACCCUGCCCUCAAGCUUCUGGAAACAGCCACCAGGAGGGGUAUGAAUUUGACUGUGAGUGAUCAAGCAAUUCAUCUAGAUCUUAUAUCCAAAACCAAGGGGAUUGUUGCUGCUGAGAAAUAUUUUAUGGAUCUGCCUGAACCAUCAAAAAACCAUCUUUCAUAUGGAGCUCUUCUUAACUGUUAUUGCAAGGAGAAAAUGACUGAAAAUGCCGAAGCUCUCUUGGAGAAGAUGAAGGAGCUUAAUUUUGCUUCUAGCCCCAUGGAGUAUAAUAGCCUGAUGACCCUCUACUCAGAGACUGGGAAGCCUGAAAAGAUUCCGGCAGUAAUUCAAGAUAUGAAAGCCAAUGAGGUUAUGCCAGAUGUAUUCUCAUACAACGUGUGGAUGAGGAGUCUUGCUGCUGUUGGUGACAUUCCUGGAGUAGAGAGAGUAUUGGAUGAGAUGAAGAGAGAUGGCAGAGUAGGUGCUGAUUGGACUACUUACAGCAAUCUUGCUUCCAUAUAUGUAGAUGCAGGUAUGAAUGAUAAAGCAGAGAAGGCACUGAAAGAACUCGAGAAUAGAAUGGAUCUUCACUGUCUUCCUGCAUUCCAGUAUCUGAUCACACUCUAUGGUAGAACGGGUAAUUUAGUGGAAGUAUACCGUGUCUGGCGAUCUCUAAAGUUGGCAUUCCCGAAAACAGUCAAUCUGAGCUAUCUCAACAUGAUACAGGUAUUGGUUAAGCUUGGUGAUAUAUCAGGUGCAGAGAACUGCUUCAAGGAGUGGGAAGCUGGUUGUUCAACGUAUGAUAUUAGAUUGCCUAAUGUCUUGAUUGGUGCAUAUGCAAAAGCCAAUAGACUACGGAAGGCAGAGGCAAUGCGCGAGAGAGCAAGAAAGCGAGGUGCGGCACCUAACACAAAAACAUGGGAGAUUUUUGCUGAUUACUAUUUAAGAACUAAACAAAUCGAUGAGGUAGUCAAGUGCAUUGAAAAUGCAAUUUCUGCAUCAAGGAAGAGUGUAAAAGUUAAAUGGUUGCCAACCAAAGAAACAGUGGAGGCAGUUAUGACAUAUUUCGAAGAGCAGAAGGAUGUAGAUGGGGCUGAAAACUUCUUUGAGAUUCUGAAGAAGGUUGAAUGUGUUGACAGUGCAGUUUACGAGUCGUUGAUUCGAACUUACUUUGUUGCUGGGAAAAAUAGUCCAGCAAUGCGUCGAAGAUUGAAGAUGGAGAACAUAGAGGUGGCUCCUGAAGCUGAGAAAUUGCUUGACACAGUUUGUAGUCAAUGACCUUUCGUGACAUUAGUCCUGUGUAACUUUGCAAUAAAACCAAUUGGCAGUUCCUCCGACUUAUCUGGGCUUUUUAAUCUGUUCCUCGAUUACACGACGAUUUUGGAGGAUCUUUAGUAAAGGGCAUGGGAUGAUUUUUUUUUUU
This is a messenger RNA of Nymphaea colorata (pocket water lily), 1637 nucleotides long. Its product is annotated as pentatricopeptide repeat-containing protein At1g60770. The record is from RefSeq and is a predicted model, not a curated record. Bases 32 to 1492 code for a protein of 486 amino acids. Gene Ontology annotation, cellular component: mitochondrion. NCBI's taxonomy places the organism in Eukaryota, Viridiplantae, Streptophyta, Magnoliopsida, Nymphaeales, Nymphaeaceae. Gene Ontology annotation, molecular function: protein binding. The transcript is spliced from 2 exons.